AUGAAGUCUUUGAUUUUUAUCUCUGUCUCUCUUCUGAUUUCAGGUUAUCACUACAACGACCUUGUAUCCCCACAGUACUUGAAUCUGAUAGCUAAUCUCUCAGGCUGUACAGCCCAUCGACGAGUGAACAACUGCUCAGAUAUGUGCUUCCACCAGAAGUACAGGACACAUGAUGGAACAUGCAACAACCUUCAGCACCCUAUGUGGGGUGCUUCUCUGACAGCAUUUGAGCGUCUCUUAAAGUCAGUCUAUGAAAAUGGGUUUAAUUUGCCUCGGGGAAUUGAACCCAAGAGACUCUCUAAUGGCUACGCACUCCCAAUGCCUCGCUUGGUUUCAACUACUCUGAUCGGAACGGAAACAAUAACUCCUGAUGACCAGUACACUCACAUGCUCAUGCAGUGGGGUCAGUUUCUCGACCAUGACCUUGACCUCACUGUGGCUGCCCUAAGUGAAGCCAGGUUUUCGGAUGGUCAGCAUUGCAGUUCAGUUUGUACAAAUGAUCCUCCAUGCUUUUCGAUCAUGAUACCACCAAAUGAUCCCAGAGUUCGAAAUGGUGCACGCUGCAUGUUUUUUGUACGCUCCAGUCCAGUUUGUGGAAGCGGCAUGACAUCUCUUCUGAUGAAUUCUGUGUACCCACGAGAACAGAUCAACCAGCUGACUUCAUACAUUGAUGCGUCCAAUGUAUAUGGCAGUUCGGACCGUGAAGCACUAGAAAUCAGAGACUUGGCGAGUCAAAGGGGUCUUCUGAGACAAGGCAUUGUACAGAGAUCUGGCAAGCCUCUUCUUCCAUUUGCUACUGGCCCACCUACAGAAUGUAUGAGAGAUGAAAAUGAGAGCCCGAUUCCCUGCUUUUUAGCUGGUGAUCAGCGUUCUAAUGAACAGCUGGGUCUUACCAGCAUCCACACAUUGUGGUUUAGAGAACACAACAGAAUUGCCACAGAGCUACUGAAACUCAAUCCACACUGGGAUGGUGACACGAUAUAUCACGAAACACGCAAAAUUGUUGGUGCAGAAAUGCAACACAUAACAUUUAGCCACUGGCUACCUAAGAUCUUUGGAGAGGUAGGCAUGAAGAUGCUUGGCGAGUAUAAGGGUUAUGAUCCCAGUGUUAAUUCUGGCAUAACUAAUGAGUUUGCAACUGCCGCUUUUAGGUUUGGUCACACACUCAUUAAUCCUUUUCUGUAUCGACUGGAUGAAAACUUUGAACCUAUUCCACAAGGCCAUCUACCUCUUCAUAAGGCAUUCUUCUCUCCAUUUCGGAUUGUAAAUGAAGGAGGCAUUGAUCCACUUCUAAGGGGAUUGUUUGGUGUUGCUGGUAAGAUGCGUGUCCCAUCACAAUUACUCAAUACAGAAUUAACAGAAAGACUCUUCUCCAUGGCACGUACUGUGGCUUUAGAUCUGGCAGCUAUGAAUAUUCAGAGAGGCAGAGAUCAUGGAAUUCCUCCCUACCAUGAUUUUAGAGUUUACUGUAAUCUUUCUUCAGCUCAGACUUUUGAAGAUCUGAAAAAUGAAAUUAAGAAUCCUGAAAUCAGGGAGAAACUCAGAAGGUUGUAUGGUUCCCCACUGAACAUAGACCUAUUUCCUGCUCUAAUGGUGGAAGACUUAAUUCCAGGGAGCCGACUGGGGCCAACUUUGAUGUGUCUGUUAAGCACACAAUUUAGGCGUAUCCGGGAUGGGGACAGGUUAUGGUAUGAGAAUCCGGGUGUAUUCACACCUGCUCAACUCACUCAGAUCAAGCAGACAUCUCUUGCCAGAGUUUUGUGUGACAAUGGUGACAACAUAACCAGGGUACAACAUGAUGUCUUUAAGGUGGCUGAAUUCCCACAUGGAUAUAGUAACUGUGAAGAUAUUCCUAAACUGGACCUCAGGAUGUGGCAAGAUUGCUGUGAAGACUGUAGAACUAGAGGGCAGUUUAAUGCGUUUUCAUAUCAUUUUCGGGGAAGACGUUCUCUUGACUACAGCUUUCAGGAGGACAAGCCCUUGAAGAAAAUGAAAAUAUCCAAAACAGUAAGUUUUGCGAAACAGAGUAAAUAUUUUCGUAAUGCCACAUCAGCAUCUAAUGAAAAUACAAACAUGCCUGCAGUGAAUGACUUCAAAGAAUUUGUUUUGGAAAUGCAAAGAACUAUUUCAAGCCUCAGAAACCAG
This is a messenger RNA of Mesitornis unicolor (brown roatelo), 2145 nucleotides long. RefSeq names its product peroxidasin homolog. The record is from RefSeq and is a predicted model, not a curated record. Gene Ontology annotation, molecular function: heme binding; peroxidase activity. Lineage: Eukaryota; Metazoa; Chordata; Aves; Mesitornithiformes; Mesitornithidae. The annotation marks the transcript as partial. The transcript is spliced from 5 exons. Gene Ontology annotation, biological process: response to oxidative stress.